Chenopodium quinoa (quinoa) is the source of this 2765-nucleotide messenger RNA. RefSeq names its product pectin acetylesterase 9-like. The transcript is spliced from 11 exons. The record is from RefSeq and is a predicted model, not a curated record. NCBI's taxonomy places the organism in Eukaryota, Viridiplantae, Streptophyta, Magnoliopsida, Caryophyllales, Amaranthaceae. Bases 1329 to 2531 code for a protein of 400 amino acids. Gene Ontology annotation, molecular function: hydrolase activity.
GGCAAUCCUAAAAUAGGGGACACGGGUACGGCGAAUAACUAGGCAUAUAAUAUAUUAAAAAAAACGAAAAUUUGACAACCUAUUCAAUAAAACACUAAGUAAUUAAACUCAAAAUAAGUCAUUUUGUUUAAAACAAGUAAUUAUUUAGUGUCCGUACCAGUGUAAUUAUUUAGUACCGUAAAACAAGUAAACAAAUUCGGUACUCAUCUAUCUAAACAAGUAAACAAACAAGUACACAAAUACACUCAAGUAAACACUAUUUCUUCUUCCUUUCUCUCUCCUCUCAUCUAUCAUUUCUCACUCUUAAACUCCCAUUUCUCGAUCUCUCUGUGUCUUCCUCCAAUCAUACAUCACAACACUUUGAAAUUUUUUUCAACUCUUCAAUAACACCAAAAAAUCUACUCUAACAAGAAAAAUCGAGAAUUAAGGGAUGAAUUUAAAUGAAAACGAGAAUGAGAGGAUUAACUGAGAGCACCGGCGGUGACGAGCGAGGGCGACGAGCGACGAGAAAGAUUAAAGGGGGUUUCCGUUAAAUUCGAGAAAGAGAGGACGGAGAAUGACACCUGCGACCGGUGUGAGUGGUGACGAGCGGCGGUCAGCCGGUGACGAGUGACGGCAGUCGGAGACAAUCUAGGUUGCGGUGAGGCUGAAGUUCCAGUUGUUGCCUUGUUGGUGUUUGAGUGACGAGAGAAAGAAGCAGAGAGGAUUGAAUUUGAGAUAGGCAGGAGGACAUGAGAAAUUGAGCAGUAGGGUUUGAGGAAAAUGCAAAAUUAGCGUGUCCACUACCAAACGGGCCGUGUCUAGGGGUGACACGGUCCGUGUCCAUGCAUCGUUUUUAAAAAAAAAAAAUUGGACACGGAUUUUGGUGUGUCCGAGACGUAUCGUACCGUGUCCCACCCGUGUCGGUGUCGGACACGCGAGUCGACUCGGACACCCCUAUUAUGUGGCGUGUCCGUGCAUCACAGGAGACGACACAAAAUGUAAAAAAGUGAAAAGUUAGAGGCUCGAUCCCUGACCAUCAAUCAUUUUCGCACCAUACGAAAUUGGGCCCCAUCUUUUUCUCUAUCUCUUUCUUCACUCUCCCUAUAAAAACCAGCACACCACCAUUUCCCUCCCAUUUCCCCUCAUCUUUCCUUUCCCUCCUUAACAACACUGUUGCCUAUCCUCCUAUAUCGGGGGCGGAGGAGGUGGUAUUCCAAACCCAUUACCAAAAGUAUUAUUAUUUUGGCGGAACUUGAUUUUAUUACGCUCCGUCUCAGCCCCGGGCUUAGCUUUCUCUCUUCUCAUAACACAUUAUAAAUUUGUUUUUCUUAACGUCGAAACGAAUAAUGGUGGCGUUGCGGUUAGUUGUAGCUGUAUUGCUCCUGCUAACAUGCGUACCGUGGUGUGUUAACUCGCAAUUACCACGUCGACUUGUGGUGGGAAUGACAAUGGUGAAAAACUCUACUGCUAAAGCUCUUGGAGCAUAUUGCUUGGAUGGGAGUUUACCCGGAUAUCAUUUUAGCAAAGGAUUCGGUUCUGGCGCACGCAACUGGCUUUUGCAAUUUGAGGGUGGUGGGUGGUGCAAUGAUGUUGAAUCAUGCAUGGAGAGGGCUAAAACUCGUCGUGGAUCCACACACUACAUGACUAAGGUGGAAGUCUUUUCUGGGAUCCUAAGCAACAAUGAAUCCCUCAACCCAGACUUCUACAAUUGGAACCGCGUCAAGCUAAGAUACUGUGAUGGAGCUUCCUUUGCUGGCGAUUCCAAGUUUGACAAUGGGACCUCAGUGCUUUACUUUAGAGGGCAAAAAAUUUGGCAGGCAAUGAUUCUUGAUCUUCUUCCAAAAGGGUUGGCACAUGCAGAGAAGGCUUUGCUUUCUGGUUGCUCUGCAGGGGGUUUAGCAGUGUUCCUGCACUGUGACAACUUAUCCAGGUUUCUACCAAGAAAUACUACUGUCAAAUGUCUGAGUGAUGCCGGUUUUUUCUUGGACAUAAAAGAUGUAGCCAUGCAUGAUACGAUUAGAUCCUUAUACCAUGAUGUUGUUACAUUGCAGGGAGUAGAAGAGAAUCUCGACAAAAAUUGCACCAGUUCUCUAAUUGAUCCUAAGCUAUGCUUCUUUCCACAACAUGUCCUAAGCUACAUUAAGACUCCCUUUUUUAUCUUAAACACUGCAUACGAUAUGUGGCAGUUCCAUAACAUCUUGGUACCAUCUUCGGCUGAUCAAAGAAAAGAAUGGAAGUAUUGCAAGUAUAAUGUAACAACUUGCACUGACAGUCAAAUUCAGAAACUACAAGAUUUUCGACAGGAAAUGCUCGAGGCUUCAUACUCUUUCUAUACACAUUCAACUAGUGGAGGAAUGUUUAUAAAUUCAUGCUUUGCACAUUGCCAAAGUGAACAACAGGAAACUUGGUUCGCUGUUGACUCCCCUAGAGUGCACAAUAAGACCAUUGCAGAGGCUGUUGGCGACUGGUAUUUUGAACGAAACGAAACAAAGCUGAUCGAUUGUCCAUAUCCUUGUAAUUCUUCCUGUCAUAAUAUUAUACCAGCAUAGACUAAUAUACUCAAGGAAUCAUCAUAGGACUUAGAAAAUUUAUACAGCUGAAGAUUACAUAGCCCGAUUCAAUGUACACAAGUUUGAUUUAUUUUUCUGAUACAGAUAGAUGAAGUAAAUUUUUGGUGUACACAUUCCUGUAAGAUAAAUCAACUUGUACCCAUCUCAUAAGAUAUUCAAUCACAAUUCUUCUAGUUCAUUCUUAUACUUCAAUGUUAUUGUACUUUUUUAUCA